UGGAGGAUGACUUAUUUGGUGGGCUUUUUGACGAACGGAUACACGCCAGUGUGCGAUGCAGGUCCUCCUGUUGCUAAUUCUAGCCGCUGUAGGACCAUGUCUUGUGUCCGCAGCACCUGUAGGUGACCAGGAUGAACCAAAAUCAACGUUUGUGGAAGAUGAAUUCGGCAACUACCAGAUGAGCUACGACUGGAGCAACGAGGAGGGCGGAGCGUUCCAACGUGAAGUUGGAGACGUUACGGGGAAGAAGGUUGGCGCUUACGGACUGAGGUACGGCGACGGCACGGUGCGUGUCGUCAGUUACAUUGCAGACGAAGAAGGAUUUCGAGCCAGCAUCUACACCAACGAGCCUGGCACGGUCCCGUCUUCCCCGGCGCACGCUAUCUUUUUGACACCAGCUCAACGCGACCACUCAGUCUCUACCGCCACAUCGUAUUCCGCCGCUGCUUUCCCCACCUUUCCCGAUGUUCCAGCAGCGUUUUAUGCAGCUGCAGGAUUUGAGUCUCAGAGGAUUCGAUCGAAAUCGAGCUAGUUCGCCUGCAACGUAUAUGUAGCCAAUCCUUUUGGUGACUUCAGAUGCUAUCCGCGAUAAAAUUUUCACGAUGUG
This is a messenger RNA of Ornithodoros turicata, 607 nucleotides long. Its product is annotated as adult-specific rigid cuticular protein 15.5-like. The record is from RefSeq and is a predicted model, not a curated record. Bases 56 to 532 code for a protein of 158 amino acids. Lineage: Eukaryota; Metazoa; Arthropoda; Arachnida; Ixodida; Argasidae. Gene Ontology annotation, cellular component: chitin-based extracellular matrix. The transcript has 3 exons. Gene Ontology annotation, molecular function: structural constituent of chitin-based larval cuticle.